This is a messenger RNA of Paramacrobiotus metropolitanus, 1053 nucleotides long. RefSeq lists its product as uncharacterized. The record is from RefSeq and is a predicted model, not a curated record. The transcript has a single exon. NCBI's taxonomy places the organism in Eukaryota, Metazoa, Tardigrada, Eutardigrada, Parachela, Macrobiotidae. The coding region runs from base 1 to 1053 and encodes 350 amino acids.
AUGGCCCAAAAGGAGAUAAAACAUUUUCUCCUUGUCUCUGUCCCGGGUUACGGACACACCAUCCCCAUGGUAGGAUUGGCGAGGAAGCUGGCAUCUCGCCAACACAAAGUCACCUUCGUCAUCUGCAAAGCUGCCGUGGAGCACAUUCGCAAGAAACAAGAGAUUACACCGGAAGAUGAAAAAUCCAUCCACGUUGUCGGACUGGAAGACGGCAUCGCGGAAAAUGAAUCAGAGGAUAUCGUCUGCUACAUGUCUUUUGUAGGGUUCAAAGACCACGGCGUCCCGGCAAUGCAAAAACUGAUUAAAGGUCUUCCUGUCGCUGGACAGCCGCCCGCAGAUGGUGUAGAACGCUACGGUAUUACCGUGCCAGUUAAUGCGUUGGUAGCGGAUAUUUUUAUUGCUGCCAGUGUAGUCGGGUGUCUGAAACGUAAACUGCCCUACUAUUUUCUAAACUGCUCAUCCAUUGGACCGUUCCGCACUAUUCUGUAUAUCACCGAGCGCACACCGGUAAUCGAAAAGAACGACUUGGAAAGUUUUGAUUUUAUCCGUCCCGAGUCGGAACGCCCACAACCAGCCAUCGGUCAGAUUAUGAAGGGGAUGUGUUUAGGCAUUAACCCGUUCUUGUCCACCGGUAACGGGAUGCUUACCAAUUCGUUCCGGGAAAUUGAACAGCAUUUUAUCGACGAAAUCAAACAGGAUUUGCGUAUGAGCAACAUGGACUAUUACUGCGUUGGACCGUUUAUGCCGGAAGAGAAGGACGAUAAAAAUCCCAGCCACGCCGAACUCGGACAAAAGGUCACACGUUGGUUGGACCGUCAAGCUGAUAAUUCCGUGGUGUAUGUGUCGUUUGGCUCUGUGGUCGUUCCCAACGAGAGCCGUAUCGUGGAGAUUGCUAAGGCUUUGCAGGCGUUGAAAAAGCCGUUUAUUUUCUCCAUCCGCCAGCAUCAGCAGCCCAUUCUGCCGGGUGUUUGCCGUUUAGCGCCGGCCCCAUAUCUACGUUCUCGGUCGUAUUACUGUAGUUACCUCGUCCACUGCUGCAAAAGCACGUGGUAG